AACGAAUCGUUUCUGGAUUCUGCCUCCACAGUCUGCUUGUCUCGGCGACCGUUUCUACGCACUACUCAGUAGUGGAGAGAGCGAGCGAAAUGAGCACCACCGGCAGUAGACAAGAAGGAGAAGAUUUAUGGGCAGAAGUGGCAAGAGCAGCAGAAGAUCUCUAUAAUCUUCGGGACACCUAUUUCCCAUCUAACCCACUUGACAAAAUCUCCAAACUGCAAGCACAAUCGGAUCUCUCUCUCAACCUCCUCGAUUCCAUUCCUCUUGAAGAAAGAAAAUCAUCCAUUCAACGAGCAAAAUACGAGUAUCUAAGAGGAAAGAUAUUGGAUGUAUUACCUGACUAUAAGAAAGAAGCAGAGGACCAUCUCUCAAAAGCUGUCAAGUUGAAUCCAUCUCUUGCUGAUGCUUGGCUGUGUUUGGGUAACUGCAUUUGGAAAAAGGGGGAUCUAUCUGCAGCAAGGAAUUGUUUCAAUCUUGCACUAAGCAAGGGUCCAAACAAGAAGAUACUUUCCUUGUUAUCCAUGCUUGAAAGAAGAAUGGCACAAGGUGCAGAAAAUCAGGCUACGCUUGUUGAGCAAAGCAUUCAACACGCCAAGGAUGCUAUCUCUUUAGAUGUGAAGGAUGGGUACUCUUGGUACAACCUAGGGAAUGCAUUCUUGACAAGUUUUUUUGUGACUGGAGCAUGGGAUCACAGCAAGCUUCUACAAGCUUUAAAAGCAUACCAGAAUGCUGAGAAAGAUGAGAAAAUGAAGUCCAAUCCAGACCUUUAUUUUAACUCAGCCACAGUCAACAAAUAUUUAGAGAAUUAUGAGAGGGCCCUUAGUGGAUUUGAAGCUGCUGCCUUAAAGGAUCCUAGUCUCAAUGCUAGUGAGGAGGUUCAAAAGAUUGCUAAUCUUCUGGAUAAGUUAGAGAAUUUGAUGCGGGGACAAGCUAGAGCUAAACGACUUGCAUCUAUGGCAUCAUCUUUGGUAGCCAUUAAUUCAAAUUCAUCUCAUAAAAGAGUCACUAUUGAUAUGUUGUUGGAUGGCCUCAACAAAGGCGUAGCAGUUGUAGGAAAAGUGCUUCUUUUUGUUAAGCAUGAUAAUGUCACUCCCCUAUACUAUUUGGUGUGUGAUUCAAAUCAAAUAUGCUUUGUUCUUUCUGUGUAUGGAAUAAGCAAAGAUGCGAUUAAAGAAGGAGAUCAGCUAACACUAUUGGAGCCUCAUUAUCAUUUUGUUGAUUUUUCUUGGAAGGAAAAGCAUUUCGAUUUCAAAUCAAUUCGUGUGGAUUUCAUAGAGCAAGUUCUUGUGAAUGGGAAGGCUCUGUUGCGGCAACAUGCAGUUCGAUCAUCAAUUUAUGCUCAACAUAAACCAUGAAGAGUGGUUCCAAGUAUAAAUUUGUGAGUUGUGCUUAAUUGGGAUUUUCUUGAUCUUUUCAUUGAUUCGUUUGAUGUGUUGUUGUAAAUAGAUUAGUGGAUAGAGAAGCAAAGAGAAAUGCAUGAGCAUAGAUUCUUGCUCAUGUUAAAUUCAAAUUGUCUGAUAAAGGAAAGAUUAGAACAUCUUAUUGAGAUGUUCAUGCGUUUUAUUGUUGUUGUGCUUACUGCAUGGUAAUUGAACAUUCGUGCUUGAUUGGCAGUUUGCUUAUUUGUUCCA
Molecule: messenger RNA, 1631 nt
Organism: Manihot esculenta (cassava)
Lineage: Eukaryota; Viridiplantae; Streptophyta; Magnoliopsida; Malpighiales; Euphorbiaceae
Product: tetratricopeptide repeat protein 5
Exons: 13
Coding region: 90-1355 (421 amino acids)
Molecular function (GO): protein binding
Source: RefSeq, a predicted model, not a curated record